AUGCUGUGUGUGUCGGUGACGCGUUGUGGUGUGUCGGUGCAGUGCAAGGAUGUGAACUUUGUGCUGCUGGUGGUGCUGCAUCACCUGUCAUGCCGCAGCCGUGGGGGGUCAAUAGGCGUAGAGCAUGAUUCACGGUGCCCCCCGGGAAAACUACAUAACCACCGCACAUCCAUCCGAUCAUCCCCUGGCUCCCGGCUCUGUCUGCUGUUCACAAAGGCAAGCCACAAGACAGAGUCCGUCCGAAAGGCACCAGCAGCACCAGCAGCCGCAGGGUACGAUCCCAAAUGGACAUUCACCAAGAGCUCCUCUACGCGGCUUGCAAGUAAGUGCGGAAACAACGGAGCGGUCGUGGCCUUUCUCUCAAGCUGCUCCAUCGACCUCGAACACAAAUCAGCCACCGGCAAGACCCCCUUGGUGGAGGUCUGUUGGGAAGGGCACAAGAGAACCGCGGAGCUCUUGAUCCGCGAGGGGGCUGAUGUCCACGCGAAAGACGACGCGGACUUCUGCUGCCUACACGCAGCCACCUACCAGGGGCACCUUGCGCUAGUCGACUUGCUGCUCGGCAAUGGCGCUGACAUGAGGCACUCGAUGACGGAAGGUCCACCCCGUUCGCGGUGGCGACGGUCCAGAAGAAGUUCGACGCGAUGCGGCUUCUCGCCAGGAGGGGGGACGGACGUGCACCCGGUGGCGGCCGGCGGCAUCACCCCGCUGAGCAUCUCCUGCAGCUCGGCCUCCGUGGCCCCCGUCCGGAUCCUUCUCACCGAGCUCGGCAUGAACCCCGUGACUCCGAUGAACCACGGGUGCCUCCUCCAGGUGAUCCUCGGCCUGUGCCAGACCUCGCCCGUGCUCGAGAGCUUCUUGCAGCUCCAGGCGACCCCGGAGGCCCUGAAGCGGCGGCGUCUCGACAUCGCCGAGCUGCUCAUCUCCUCCGGCAUCGACCUGGAGGUGCGGCACCUCGGCGAUUCGGCGGUCCACAUGGCCGCAGGGUCAGGGUCCCGGAGGCUCAUGGUCGCCCUGCUCCGCGCCGGGGCCAGCACCUCCAGCGUGGGGAAGGCCAACGACAACAUCUUCGGCACGGCCCUCUCACGGGCAGCGGCCCAUUCCCGUCCAGAGGUCGCCCACCUUCUCCUGCAGGCCGGCGCGCACGAAAAUGCCCUUGACCAGGUGGGGCGGGACGCCCUGUGUGUCGCCGGAACCUUGGUGUCGUCCAUGCCGGCGACCCCGGAGGAAGAGCUCCGGCGCCGGUUAUUAGCCGUGGCGCACGUGCUCCACCGCGGCCCGGCAUUUCGUGCGAUGUCGUGGCGGUGGCCCAGUGCUGCCGCUACCACCACCGCCGCUACCGUUGUGGAAGACAACGGGUCGAGGACUAGCUUGCCCUUGGGGGCACUCUCGGGGUUAACGUUGAUACCCCGGCAUGGCAAGCGGGGGCCGAGGUUAAGGGCGGCGAUGUGGAGCAACGACGUCAAUGAAGUUCGUGAUUCUGGUACUUGA
Ectocarpus siliculosus is the source of this 1491-nucleotide messenger RNA. NCBI's taxonomy places the organism in Eukaryota, Phaeophyceae, Ectocarpales, Ectocarpaceae. The record is from the annotation of a GenBank genome assembly.